GCAGCUCUGGAGAGAGCAACGAAAACAUUUUUAUUUAGAUAAGAUUUAGAAAGCAAAGUUUGUUUCAUCUACUAAAGAUUCCCACAGUCUUGAAAGAUAGUCGGAAUGGAGACUCAAUCCUUGUCAGAAGGAGAACAACAACAAACUAGCCAGUGCAAGAGGAGGCCACAGUCCAUGAUAUCAAAAUCCUGUGCACCCAUUCAUCUGCCCACAGGCUAACUUCGGAAAUUCAGCAAGGAAUUGGGUUUUGUUCAUCUUAUUGUAUCACCUGGGUAUUCUUCAAGUAAUUGAAAAAGGAGAAUCACAAAAACUGCUUUUCUAACAACAACAAAAAACCUACCCAAAAAUGUGAAAUCAGCAGAGGCAGAUGCAUAGCUUGCUUUAUUAGAUCAUUAGACAACUGCAUCCCAAGGUUUAAGCUCAAACCGAGGACAAAGAUUAACACGUCAAAGAUCUAAGACACUUUUGCCAACUAAUAAGAAACUAGUAGAUCCAGGAAUCACAGCUAAUCUCUAAGUGAACUAAGAAGACGAUAGCAAUCCAGAGAAGGUCCUGUAAAUGGAAAACAUCUUCCAGGCUUAGAGCCAGAAGCCACAACGAAUGUCCAUUCCUGAAUAAAACCAAACAGUCUGGUGCAACAACAUAGCCAGUAGCCAAGAGGACAGAAAACAGUUAGGUGGACAGUGGAUUAAUACUGAAAUCUGAUGUAAGCUGUCUAAGGAAAAACAUCAGGAACAUGUAGUGAUGGCAUGAACUCAAAGAAGUGACAAAUAUGAAAUCAGCAAAGAGUCCAGUAUGAUUCAACAAGCAUGAAGACCUUGGUGUGUUCCAACUAAGGAAAAGAUAUACCAGAAGAUAGUCCACAGAGGGAAAUGAAACUGUAUACAGAAUGAGGGCAAAAAUAUAGGAAGCUACCUUGCACUGUGUCAGUCCGUUAGUCCUCCUGCUAAUGGAUAGCAGCCCCUUUUUAGUCUUGCCAUGGGAUUCUUUUAAUCCACAUGUCAUCCCUGGCCUAACUUCAUGCAGUCCUCAAUCUGAUUUCAAAAGCCCUCUACAAAUUGGUCACAGAAAGAGAGAGAACAGGAGUAUGGCAUAAGAAGAAUCCAAAGUGAUUGUCAUCAACCAACUCUCUAUGUAAAGCCUAUAACCAAUGUAAUAGUGCCUUUCUGCCAUGCAAUUGGUAUACAAAGGCAUACCAACUCUAUUGAAUAUAGCCAUAAUGACUAAUGGUUUUGAAAGAUUUGUUGUCCAUGAAUUUUUUUUAAAAGCAUUCAAACUGGUGGCCAUCACUACAUCUUAAGGAAACAAAUUCCAUAAUCAUGACUGUGUGCUGUAUGAAAAAGUGGUUUCUUUCAUCUGUCCUAAAUGUCCCACCAUUCACCUUCAUUGGCUGACCUUACAUUCUAAUACUGUGAGAGAGGUGGCAAAAUCAAGUGUUUUCCUAUCCACUUUCUCUAAUCUACACAUAUUUUUCUACAAUUUAAUCAUCUCCUCCCUUACUUGCCUUUUUUCUAAGCUAAAAAGCUGUAAGAGCUACAGCCUCUCCACAUAAAGGAGGUACACCAGCCUUCUUAAUAAUUUUAUUCCCCUUUUCUCCAUCUUUCCCAGCUCUACAGUAUAUUUUUGAGCUGCUAUACUUUUUGUACUAUAUACAAUAUUUCAGCUGUGGUUACACCAUGGAUUUAUAUAAUGACAGUAUGAUAGAAGAAGUUUGCAUUUUACAGUAGCUGAUUUUCCAGUUAUUCCCAACAUGGUAUUUUCCAUUUUCACCACAGGGACACAGCUUGCUGUUUUUAUUUUGCUGCUCACAACAAUCAAAAUAUUUUUAUGUUUGUCAAACCAAAGAAGCAUCUUGUUAGUAGGUAUGUGAAGUCCCAAUAUGCAUGGCUUUACAACUGUCUACAAUUGUCAUUUUAAUGUCCUUUCCUCAGUUCAUACAAUUCCUUUUGGAACUUUUGCCCAUCCCUUUUUGUUCUGAUCACCCUAAAUAACUUGGUGUCAUCUGCAAAUAGGAGUAUCUCUCUGCUUACCCCAUCUCCAGAUCAUUUAUCAAUAAGUUUUUUUUAAAAACACUAGUCCCAAUGUAAAUCCUGGGGAGACUCUACAAUUUGCAUCCUCCCAGUUCCAGAACUGUACCUUUAUUACCAUCUUUCCCAUAUAUCUUUAUACAUUCUAGACAAUUUCUCUGGUGCCAUAUACCAACAAUACAUCACUUUACAAAAAUUCUAUUUAAGAUGAAAACAUAAUAUAAAUUUCAAUCUCUUUCGUAACAUAUUUUCCCAUUGCUUCAUCUGUAUAUUAUAACCAACAUUCUCUGCUUUCUGUUCUUAAACUAGCUACUGAGCCAUAACAGGCCCUCUCUCCUCAUCCUAUGACUGCUGGGAAUACUCACAACUCUUUCAUGAAGAAUCAUGGUCAAGAGCCUUUUGGAAAUCCAAGUGAACAAUGUCUAUAACAUCAUCCUUAUCACCAGACUUGUUGACACUCUCAAGGAAUUCUAAAAAAUUCUUACCUGUUUCAGAAGCCAUGUUGAUUCUUAGUCAGCAAGACUUGCCUUUCCAUCCACUUGAUACUUUUGUCUUUCCUCCAGUAUACCUACAACAGGCGUUAAGGCUGCUCUCUUCUGGUGUCCUGUGUUUUUCCAGUCCUGAGGAUGAAGAAGACUCUCAGCCAUUGCUGAUGUCAGAGAUGGAGGCCUCCAAGGUACCUCCGGGGUUAUCAAUUCCCCCAGAUAUAGAAAAUGGUCGUGGCCCAUUACCUCCCAUUUUCAAGAUGCUGUCUGGUCACAGUCACCAGGAACUGGAGGACAGCAUCCCAAGACCACGACCAGAUGCCAGAGCCCUGAGAUACAUGAAGAGGCUGUAUAAAAUGUUUGCCACCAAGGAUGGGAUCCCAAAGGCUAACCAAAACCAUCUCUAUAACACAGUCCGGCUCUUCACUCCGCAUGCUGAGUGCAAGCACCUGCCUGAAGGCCAAGUAGAAGGGGACAUUCACUCAGUGGACCUACUCUUCAACCUGGACUGUGUUCCAGCUUUAGAACAUUUACUCAAGUCAGUCCUAUUGUACUCAAUUGAUAAGUCUGUUUCUAAAUCUUUGGCUGUCACGUGCACAGGAAAUCUCAUUGUGAAGGAGCAUGAGGCCGCUAGUCAAGUGUGUCCCAACUUUCCACAUGCAAUGACUUUCAGUCUAUACUUUGAACUUAGACGCAAGUGGGUUGAGAUUGAUGUGACCACUUUCCUCCAGCCUUUGAUAGCCUCCAACAAGAGAAAUAUUCAUAUGGCAAUAAAUUUCACUUGCCUGAAAAAUGACCAGUUGCCUGGCUUUAAUCAGGAUUCCUUUAAUAUGGCACUGGUAUCACCUUCUCUUCUACUGUAUCUCAAUGACACCAGUGAUCAAGCAUACCAUGGGAGGAACUUCUUCAAGCCCAGAAGGAGCAACUCUGUGGGAUCUAAACUGAAGAAGAGUCCUUUCACUAGCCCCAGAGAAGAGGUGAGAAAAGACUUCAAACAAGGCAAAAGAGUGCUUCGUCACCGGAGGGAUGAAGAUGGGGCUAGGGAAAACACACCAGUUCCAAUCUAUGAUAUAAGACAGUACUAUGAACAGUUCCUCUUUCCUCAAAAUGAAUGUGAGCUUCAUAACUUUUGGCUGAGAUUCAGCCAGCUGAAAUGGGACAGAUGGAUAAUUGCACCACACAAAUACAAUCCUCACUAUUGCAAGGGGGAAUGUCCCAGAGUAGUUGGGCAUCGCUAUGGCUCUCCUGUGCACACAAUGGUGCAGAACAUCAUAUACGAGAAAUUGGAUUCCUCUGUCCCCAGGCCCUCCUGUGUUCCUGCUGAAUACAGUCCUCUGAGUGUUCUGAAGGUAGAGCCUGAUAGAUCAAUUGUGUACAAAGAGUAUGAAGAUAUGAUAGCUACCAAAUGUACAUGUCGGUAAAGCAAGCCUGAUUUACUAAGGCUUGUACAGUAUUUCAGUAUGUAUUUCUGUAGCUACAAAAAAAGUAUCCUGCUGUUAGUUGAAAAACAAGAAUUAUGGAAUGGUAUGGCAGGAAUUUCCGUUCAGUUGUUGUUAGGAGCCUCUGAUUUGCAGACUAAGUGUGAAAAGUGGGCAUAAGGAGGUUUCCUUGUUCUGGUUUUCAAAGUGGAAAAAUGUUCUGUUAAAAGUGUAACAUUUUGGUUGUGGGGGGGGAGGGGUGUAAGGGAAGCACUGUAUUUCUCUGGAUACAAAACAAGGAGAAUAAAUACCUGUCCUUUCAUGCCAAUUUUGUGUACUUCUUGUUUAGUAUUUCUUAUGUUAAAAAUAUUUUAUUUAAGAAAUUUUUAUGACAAGUGUCUAGGUACAAAAGGUUUUACUAUUGCUAACUUAUCAAUCACUUAAUUUUUAUAUUUAUUUUUAGUGAUUGAAACUGGUUGUCUGAGACAACUUUUGUUCUUUAUUAUGAUGACUACCAGAUGUAAAGGCUGUUUUAAAGCAAUGGGUAACCUUUUGUCUAACUCUGAAGAAUCUCAUGUUACAAAAGAAAGGAAUAUAGAUAAUACCCUGGUUGUGUGUCUAGAGCUAUGUUUUUCUGGGAAAUGACUUACUAGGUUGGUUUUAUACAUUACAAAAUACUUAUGUGAAGAGAAUACAAAAUGCAAAAACACUUCUGGAUAGGUAAUGUGUAGGUCCAAUUGUACAUACGAUAUGCAUAAGUAUAAAAAGGGGUGUUGCAGUUUUCAACAAGCAUUGCAGACAUGACUUUGUGCAAGCUUAAUUCUAAAUUCCACACAGAAGUGCCCUCACACAAAUAUUUUGUAAUGUCAGAAGUAGCCUUAUGUUUUAGGUAGCUUAAUUGAGGGGGGGAAAUAUCUUUUGUUUCAUGAGCCUAUAUCAGAUUGGAUUUAUACGCUUUUGGCAUUCAGCAAUUUUUUAAAUGCUUGCUAUUUCUAUUCUGCUUGGCUUAUGAACAGGGAACAUGAUUUCACUAAAUGUAAGUUAAAACAUUCCAGUUAUCUGUAUCAUAUCUGUAAGUAAGAAGUAAGUGUGUUCUGUAGUGAUCAGUUAGCUUAAAGCAUUUUAAUGUUGCCUUUCUUCUGUUGCUGAAUUGAAAUGCCAUUUGAGUGUACACACAAACCUGAACACUUGCUAGAAAUAAAUGUAAAGC
Molecule: messenger RNA, 5140 nt
Organism: Sceloporus undulatus (fence lizard)
Lineage: Eukaryota; Metazoa; Chordata; Lepidosauria; Squamata; Phrynosomatidae
Gene: GDF9
Product: growth differentiation factor 9
Exons: 5
Coding region: 2446-3933 (495 amino acids)
Biological process (GO): BMP signaling pathway; SMAD protein signal transduction
Cellular component (GO): extracellular region
Molecular function (GO): cytokine activity; growth factor activity
Source: RefSeq, a predicted model, not a curated record